Molecule: messenger RNA, 1305 nt
Organism: Physella acuta
Lineage: Eukaryota; Metazoa; Mollusca; Gastropoda; Physidae
Biological process (GO): sleep; regulation of synaptic transmission, cholinergic; positive regulation of voltage-gated potassium channel activity
Source: RefSeq, a predicted model, not a curated record
AUAUUUUACAGGUGAGUUGAAUAGGGGCAAGCACCUGAACAACGAGACAACAACGCCACCUGUGCUGCGGUGUGUGUUUGAUUGAUAUGAAGCGCCGUAAUGGCGUCCAAUGUAACCUGGUCAUUGGCAAUCUUCUUAGUUUGCUGCAUUUCAGGAGGUGCAGCCAUCCAAUGCUAUCAGUGUGACAGUAAUGAAGACUACACCUGUCCAUCAGGGUAUGAAUUUGACAAAACAGUUAAUGCUUUGAUAGACUGUAAUGGCUUUGAGGCUGACAUCCCUGGACAGUUUUGUGUCAAGAUAUACCAGGAGAGCCCGGGGUGGGGAGGUUGGCAAAAAACAACCAGAAGAUGUGGAUUAAGAACCUCAUUUGGUGUGGCUUGGGGCUGUAGGUGGUCCUGGGACUACACUGGUGUUUUCAUGGAGACCUGCUACUGUGAAGAUCAAGAUGGCUGCAACAGCUCCACCUAUGUGACUUCCAGUGUGUUGUUACUUGUGUUGUGCUCCACUUUAUACAUUCUCUUUAACAUGUUGUAGCUCUAAAAUAAAUUUCCCAUUCCAUCACUUAAAUUUACAUUCUGGAUAUUUUUAAUUUUUUUUUACUUAUCUGAAAUUUCUCCUUACGAAUACAUUCCAUUUUACUCAGCCAUGUACAUAAUGGUUCUGUCAGACACAAAUCAGGUUGUGUACAAUUUAUGCAGCUAUUUUUUAAAAAUUGAUAAUGAGAUUGUAUACUAGUGAAUGGUUAUUCUUGUUUAACUGUGUUGUAUAUGAAAGUUUGUUAACUAGGUUAUUCCUGAAUUUGAGCUGUGUUUGAAAGUACUGAAAGAUAUAAAGAAGGUCUUGAACACUUUAUAUAGCUGUAGUUGGUGAGAUGUAUUUCUAUACUUGUUUAAUUGUCUAAUGCAUGAAGAUAAUGUGCCUGUUAUUUGCUGGUGUAUAAACUAUGACUGUAUAAAGUAACUUGCGGAUUAUCAUCCACCACCAUAUGAAACAUAUCACUUUGUAACAUAUGAAGUUUAUUUACAUUAAUGAACUGUAAAUAAUAAUGUACAUAUUUCUUAAAAGUUUUUUCAAGAUUUUGUCUAAAAUGAAUUAGUGAGUUAUGCAAGGUUAGCUGUAAUGAACAUAUUUUUGUAUUACUGAAAGCAUAUUAUACAUGGAGUGAUGCCUUUUUGCUUUUUAAGUUCAUUUUUAACAAGAGAUAAAUUGGUAUCAAUGUCUUACAUGACUCAGUGUUAAAGAAAAAUCAAGGCCUGCUUUUAUAACAUCAGUUUUUUUUCUACUAUUAAAUCAAUUAAAAAAUAA